AUGCUAGGAACAUGUCCUAUAACGGAUGUUCAUCAAUUAUGGAACUGGGAUGAAAACAUCAUUCCACAUUGUCUGAUUGGUAAUUCAUUAAAAAAUUAUACGAGACAUCGCAAUUAUCCUGAGACAUUACUUUGUCAUGACAUGAAAGGAGGAUAUUUGGAUGAGGAAAGAUUAGAUGGUUGUGAAGUAACAGAUUCAACAGCUCCAUUUAUAUUUUUUCAUUGGUGGUACAUUGAUAUUUUUGUAUAUUUCUCACAUCAUUUCGUUACUAUUCCACCUUUAGGUUGGAUUAAUCAAGCUCAUAUGCAUGGUGUUAUAGUACUUGGGACUGUAAUCACUGAAUGGCACAGUGGAGCUGAUAUUUGUAAAGAAUUUCUCAAAAAUGAAGAUAGUGUGACAAAAACGGUGAAAAAAUUGGUAAAUAUUGCUGUGAAAUAUAAUUUUGAAGGCUGGUUAAUUAAUAUCGAAAAUAAAAUAGAGGCAGAAUCUAUCAUUUGCCUUGAUUUGUUUCUGAGAACGCUUACAAAUGAAAUGAGACAAACAAUUGGUGAACGAAGUCGUGUAAUAUGGUAUGAUUCGGUUACAGUAGAUGGUGAAUUGAAAUGGCAAAAUGAGCUGAACGAUAAAAACCAAAGGUGGUUCGAUAUUACGGAUGGUAUUUUCCUAAAUUAUAUAUGGAAUGUGAAACAGCUAUCGACAAGUGCUAUACGAGCUAAACAUCGUCAUCGGAAUAUUUUUGUUGGAAUUGACUGCUUUGGCCGUGGAUGUCAUGGUGGUGGUGGUUGGAAUUGUCAUGAAGCAUUCAUGUAUCCCCGUCAAAAUAAUCUUUCAAUUGCGUUGUUUGCUCCUGGAUGGAUUGUUGAAACAAUGCCUUCUCGAGAAAUCAUCAUUAAUUCUUUGCGAUUUUGGGAUCGUUUGAUUACAUUUGUUCGACCACAUCCGUUGACAACAUUACCAAUUGACACCGAUUUUAGUUCUGGUUACCAAUAUAGGGAUACUUGCAAGUACUAUAAUUUGGCGGAAGCAAAAAUGCAACCUUUUUAUCUGGCCAGUGGUGUUUUUCCAGAAUCUUCUGGUGUGCAUAUCGUCCUUCAAGGAUCAACUUUACAUAGGCUAUUUAUGACUAAUCUAUGCUUAAAUGGAGAUUACACUGUGAAAAUUGACUGCGAUGAAACUCUGCAACUUAUGCUGUGGAAAAAAGAUAACGACAAAGAGAUGAUUAAAUGUAUUGAAGAUAAAGUGGAAGGAGUAAAGAAUGCUUGGAAUUUUCAUGCUAUGGAUGAAAUUAUCGUUGGAAUUGGUUUACGUUCGCCAAAUUGUUGUGCUAUUUUACGUAGUUUUAUCUUUCGUAGACAACUUAACUUAGGUAUUUUAUCCAAGGAAUUAUGA
Messenger RNA from Brugia malayi, 1389 nucleotides. RefSeq lists its product as uncharacterized. Gene Ontology annotation, molecular function: mannosyl-glycoprotein endo-beta-N-acetylglucosaminidase activity. NCBI's taxonomy places the organism in Eukaryota, Metazoa, Nematoda, Chromadorea, Rhabditida, Onchocercidae. The record is from RefSeq and is a predicted model, not a curated record. The coding region runs from base 1 to 1389 and encodes 462 amino acids. The transcript has 9 exons. Gene Ontology annotation, biological process: protein deglycosylation. Gene Ontology annotation, cellular component: cytoplasm.